CCUAAGAAUCCUGGAACAGAACUGAAGCCAAAAAGCAAAAGAAGAAAGAGAAUGGAUCGGUGAAAGGGAAAUAAUAUGCAGAGCUCUUCCAGCUACAACAACAACAUUAACUAGAAUAGUAACCAGCAGGUGACGAGUAUGAUGGAGGAAGACGAGGUCUUGGAUGAGACGACUGAGAGUUCUAAUCUCGAUGAUCCCAUCUCUGAUGAACCUGAUGAUACUCUCAUUGGUGGCGACAAGACCAGCGCUGACUAUUACUUUGAUUCUUACUCUCACUUUGGUAUUCAUGAAGAAAUGUUGAAGGAUACAAUCAGGACUAAGACAUACCAAAACGUUAUUUAUCAAAAUAUUUUCCUCUUCAGGAACAAAGUGGUCCUUGAUGUGGGAGCUGGGACUGGAAUUUUGUCUCUGUUUUGUGCAAAAGCAGGGGCAAAGCAUGUUUAUGCGGUUGAAUGCUCCCAAAUGGCAGAUAUGGCAAAAGAGAUUGUGGAAGCCAAUGGAUUUUCAAAUGUUAUAACAGUUUUGAAGGGAAAAGUUGAAGAGAUUGUGCUGCCAGUUGCUCAAGUAGAUAUCAUCAUUUCGGAAUGGAUGGGGUAUUUUCUGUUGUUUGAGAAUAUGUUAAAUACAGUGCUGUAUGCACGCGAUAAAUGGCUUAUUAAUGAUGGAAUUGUGCUACCAGACAGAGCUUCUCUAUAUUUGACGGCCAUCGAAGAUGCUGAAUACAAAGAAGACAAGAUUGAAUUCUGGAAUAAUGUAUAUGGAUUUGAUAUGCGCUGUAUCAAGAAGCAAUCCAUGAUGGAACCUCUAGUUGACACCAUUGACCAGAACCAGAUUGUUACAAACAGCCAGCUACUUAAGACUAUGGAUAUCUCUAAAAUGGCUCCUGGGGAUGCUUCCUUUACGGCACCCUUCAAGCUGGUGGCGGAACGCAAUGAUUACAUCCAUGCUCUGGUUGCAUAUUUUGAUGUCUCAUUUACGAAGUGUCACAAGUUUACUGGCUUCUCAACAGGGCCAAGAUCAAGGGCCACCCAUUGGAAACAAACAGUACUAUAUCUGGAAGAUGUGCUAACCGUAUGUGAAGGGGAGGCAGUGGUUGGGAGCAUGAAUGUGGCACCCAACAAGAAGAAUCCCCGUGAUGUAGACAUAAUACUCAAGUAUUCAUUGAAUGGCCAGCGUUGCCAAGUCUCAAGAACACAACAUUUUAAAAUGCGUUGAUUUGUGCUGUGAUCCCCCAUGACAAGAAUACUAAGAUUUUCUCUCUUAUGUUGUGGUACUUUGUUGCCAUAAUUUGUAACAGUUGAUUCCAAAGAGAGCUACAAUUUUUUUCUUACAUUAUUUUAAGACGAGCAGCUGAGUGGCCCUAUAUGUAACAUGUUCUUGUAUUUUGAUUGAAAUUAAUUCAAGUUGAUUCACCCGAGUAA
Molecule: messenger RNA, 1421 nt
Organism: Telopea speciosissima
Lineage: Eukaryota; Viridiplantae; Streptophyta; Magnoliopsida; Proteales; Proteaceae
Product: probable protein arginine N-methyltransferase 1
Exons: 9
Coding region: 139-1215 (358 amino acids)
Biological process (GO): peptidyl-arginine methylation
Cellular component (GO): nucleus
Molecular function (GO): protein-arginine N-methyltransferase activity
Source: RefSeq, a predicted model, not a curated record